Molecule: messenger RNA, 7086 nt
Organism: Biomphalaria glabrata
Lineage: Eukaryota; Metazoa; Mollusca; Gastropoda; Planorbidae
Exons: 3
Coding region: 231-4964 (1577 amino acids)
Source: RefSeq, a predicted model, not a curated record
CCGCUGAGCCGCAAUGGUUUGUGGGAGAUGUGGGUUGACAAAAUCCGCCAUUUUAGUUCCUUCGUAACUUCCGUGUUAGUGUUAUGGUAAAAAAAAAAGUAUACCUCGUGUUUGAAUUAAUGACGUAGAUAUAGAUUACUGGCGUGAGACAACUCCAGUCUUGUCAAGAGCAAACAGAUGAACAGUAAUCUGCUGACCAAGCCAAAAGAAAGCAAUCCUUUGUCCCACUAAUGGAGGCCGGGGCGGAGCUUCCUGUUCCUGCAACCUUCACCGUGGAGAAAGGAGAGGGGGACAAUGACGUCAUCGUCAUCAACGACGAUACCCUCGAUCCCGUGACGUCGGCAUCGUCAACACUAAAGGCGUUGGCGAGUCACGCUUGCAAUGACACACCAAAAGAGAGUUUUGUUGUGGGCUCGGCGCCUGUGAGUUCAACACCGGCCACUGGCAAAGGAGUUGGCCGCCCCAUCUCUCUCUUACCCUUCCAGCUUGUCCAUGCUCAGGCUGUCAGGCUGCCUUCCAAACCAUGCCAUCAGCCUACUGUGCGGUUAAUCUUGCCAGGACAAACAAUCGGUACCCAGACUAGAACUCCUGUUAUUUUGACAGCCAAUAGAUUCAUAGCCCAACCUACUGUCCCUGUGAUAGCCGCAGAUCCUUUCCAAAGUCUUAGCAGAAAUAGCCUUGUUCCUGUUACUCAGCUCAAGGCACCUGGACAAAGCAAAGGCCAACAGAUAUCAAGCAACUUAAUACCAUUACUGCUCAAGUCUAAAGAAAGCAUUCCACCUGCUGGCAUGCAGCCAGCAACCACAGAACAGAAGGGCCAAGGGAGGUCAACAUGUCUGCCAGUCCCAGCAGCAGCUGCUCCUACAAGUGCCCCAGAAAGAUCCCAAUGUGCAAAUAAUAAACCAAGCUCAGAGUCUAUAGUACUGGUGUUGCCCUAUAAACAGCAGCAGCCUGAUUCAUCUACAUGCCUCCAGCUUAACCAUCCAGUCACAACAAAAACUCUCCAACAGAAAUCGUCGACAUCCCAGGAGACCAAAAAAAACACCAAAGAAUUAUAUUUUAUUCGAAAGGGAAAACAAAUAUCACAACUUAAUAACAUUAAAGUAAUCACAGGGAAAAACGCAAACAAAUCCUCCUCCCAAAAUGUGUCUGUGAACAAAGCAUUUUCUCAUUUUAAAAAUAUCAGUCUCUUAGCCGGAAACAAAUUGACAGAUACUUCUAGAAGUUUGAAUAACAAACUCCAAACAACAGGGCAACAACCAAAUGGUCUUGAGCCAUGCGUGAUAGCAGGAAAUGAAAUUCACAAUGUUCUAUCCAAUACUGAGACAAAUAUCAAUGCUGUUUUACCUCAGAAUGUUAAAAUUGUCACAGUUGGCAAAGAUGGUAUUGUCAACACCAGUAGUUCAAAGUUUGCAUUAAGUAAUACACUUUCCCAAUCGUCAUUACAGAGUAAUGUCUUAAACAAAAAAAUGAAGGUCUGCUGUCUUUUGCAAUAUAAGCGGAAAAAUAAAGGGGUUUCCAAUUCACAGGUCUGCGAAAAGCACCCUUCAGAACUGAGUCCUGAAAGUUCUCACCAAGCCAGCAACUUGAUACCAUUAUUUGUUCAACCGACUGGGACCUUUGGAUUACCAAAAGCUCCUAUAAUGCUUCAGACUAUGGAGAGCACUCCACUUGUUUCAUUACCACAAACCAUUCUUCCUCUCCCCAUUGAUCAGUUGGCUGUCACAAAAACAAGCACGUCAACUGUGAGUUCUUCCGCACAGACCGCUGUUUACUUAAAAUCAUUAUUACAGAAGAAGUCAUUCAGUCAAACUGUGUCAGCUUGUGAUACAUCUGGACAGAAACAACAGAUACCAAUACGUAUUGUCCCCAAUACAUUUCCACCUUCCACCAACGUGAGGUUAAAGACUUUUAGACGCAGGAGAGGUGGAAAAUAUAUUGCGCAUUCAGUAACACCAAGUACAAAGAACCUCUUGGAGUCAUUCAUCCAUGACAAGGAAAGCCGAAGUCUGACUACAAACGAGAGCAAUGAGAACUCUUUGGUGGCUAACAACAAUUUCAAGGUAAAUAAAAACGACCCCCAAAGCAUCCCCCCAAAAGAUGUUUAUUUCACGACACUGAGAACAGGCAAUGGCCAGGUAGCUGUCAAAGUCAUACACCCUCAUAUUGAUGUAGAAAACGAUGAAGACAACCAGAUGCCUUCGUCCUUUGCGAAUGCAGUAAAUGAUUCGCCUUUGGCUGAUGACAUCACAAUGAAUAGUUCUGAGACUCUGGGGCCAAUAAGCCAAGAGAUGACUAGUUUAAAUUCACCAACUACAAAAGAGCAGCAGGGGGAGGAACAUGAAAAACGCAUUAAAAAGUCUGCCAAGCUGGAGAAAGUUGUGGCUAAUAUCCUGCGAUCUCAUAAAAUAGAUGAAAAUACAUUUUUAAAAACUACAGAAAAUGUUACUCCAAUAAAGAGUGUCGACUCAGAUGUGGGUUUUAGCUUUGAAGGGGAACACACCCAGAGAGCUACUCUUGAAGACCCACUGGUGGCUACAUUGCAGGAUAUAAAUGAAAGCACCAAAGAGGCAGACAGUUCGGAUGAGAAUGAAAUGAAUCUAAAAAUAUCAUCAGUAUUUUAUUUUAACCCUGACUCCCGCAAGGUAGAGCGGCUCAAUGAUGAAGAAGAAACCAAAUGCUCAACAUUUAAACUAGAAAAUGUUUCUUCUUGGAAAGAUGCCAUCACACCAUGUUUUGUUGUCCUUGAAAGGCUAUCAUUGUCUUUAAGUCAUCCAAAAGAAGUAACCAGGACACAGUCCCAGUGCAGUACACACUGCAGGAAAAGAACUCUAGACUAUUUGUGCAACUUGAGAUUAUUGAGUUGUAAGAAUGUGGACAAUGCAAAAGAAAAUCCUCAAAACAAUCAAGCCUCAGUCAGUGUUGAAUCUAAUGUAGAUAGUAGUUUAAACAAAGAGCCUCCUCAAGCUUUAACUGACCAGAUCCAGUUAGACGAAAACAAAAAUUGUCAACUUGAAAAAAUGACAGAAAAUCACAGUUUUGAUUUAGAAAUCUCUGCAGAAAUCAGAGCAGAUAAUGCCACUAAAUCUGACAGUAACUCUAAGUUAGCUAGUCUAACUGGUGAUUGCAAUGCAGCUUCGGUGUUAAAACCUUUGAUAAACCUUAUUCCAAAUUCUACUGACAAAACUGAUGUUAGCGACUCAAUCCUGCAGCUAAAUAAGCAGUUAAAUAUCCUUGUGCGUCCAGAACAUGGCAAGGAAUUGAUCAGUGCCCCACUGCCAUCUCUACCACUGAAAGAAAAACCUGUAAAGAAACCUGUUGUACAAAAUGACAAUGUGACAACAAGUCCACCAAGAAAGACUUUAAUAAGUUUGCUUAGCCCCAGUCUGUUGACUCCAAAGACUGUCGACAAAACACCAGUGGAGGUGUUGUCUUCUCCUGAUGGAUCCACCUCUCAAAAAUGUUUCGAUUCAAAAGAAUUUCAGAAACUAUUGAAAGAGCUCAAUGGUCAAGUUGAAAGAAAGAGGAAAGAAAUGAAAAAACUACAUCAACUGAAGAAAACAAGAAUUUCAAGAUGCAACAAAGGAGUUGUCAAAGCUAGUGUUAAAAGUAGUGGACACAUCAAAGACUCUCAAAUGAAAGUAGCCCUUCCUUUUACCACCAUGAAAUCACACACUUCACAAAGCACAUCAAAUUCUGAACCUGUAACUCGACCAGUGAGUGUCACGUUGAACCAGGAAAGUAAUUCCCCCAAAACACCCAAACCACAACCUGGCACAUCAGGAGGUCACUUAACAAAAAAUGUAACCUCAGAACAGACAAAAGUAUUUAUAUCGCCAGAAAAAAUAAAAAACGCUAUAGAGUCUCUGAGUAAAUAUCUUAAAGCUACUGGGACGAAAUUAACUGUAGACAAUAAUAAAUAUUUUUUGUUAAAAAUUGACAGCCAACAUGUCCUUGUCAAGAUCCCUCAGGACUUCCCAUGUACUGUCAGCUCAGACCCUGUACCACCACAAGCAUCAACCUCCAAACAUAUUCACAUACAACCUAAGCCAGCCAAUGACCAGAAUCUUGAAUCACAGAAAUCACCUACAUUUAGAACUAUACUGCCACAAUCUCAGCGUAGUGCCACACUAAUGGCACUAAGGACUCGGGUGAAUGAGAACAAUUCAGGGGACAAAACAGCUGAAGCUUCUAAACCUUUAGUAACAACAGCUUCUAACAGUGACAGUGCUACUAAAGUAGACCUGUCCCAUCUUCCUCCAAACACUUCACUUCUACCACAGAGGAGAAAGAGGCACACCAAUUUAACAGCUGAAGAAAAGAAAGCUAAAAGAGCUAAAUUAGAAGCCAAAUACCCUCUGCCCCCUGGCGUCAUUAUAAAAUCUGAACCUGAUGACCAAACUGUUUAUGCUGUUGAUGAUAACUGGACUGUUACUUCUGAAUUUCAGGCAGUUUCAAAUUCUGAUUCAGCCGAAAGUGGACAAGGUGAAACUCCUAUGGAAUGUGACAGUGAUAUGGUUGACCAACUGGUCAAUGAAACACGGCAAGAAAGUGCACAAAGGGCCGGUCAACCUGUCGACCGACAGAAAGCUGAUGAGACUGAUGAGCCACCGACUCUCUUGUCUGUAGCACCAGUGUCUCCUGAAAAUGUUGGCAUACCUGAGGACAGUGAAGUGAGAUAUGAAACUCCCCCAUUGCUACAGCCUAUGUUGCCAGUGACUUCAACCACUGCUGAUGACCACACAGCUGAAUCAGACCAACCAGUGACCGCUGUCAGCAACCUGACCAGUGUGUCCAGCAGAGAAAGAGGUUAUGUUAGCAAUCUCAAUAAAUCUACACCCAGUGCAAGUCAGAAGCCAGUCUACCAGAACAGUAAAAUAGAGAAGCUUAAAGAACUGCUGAAAAAGAAAGAAAUGGAAAUAGAAGCUUUAAGAAAAAUGAGAUCAUCUCUGCCAAAGUUAUAAAAACAAGUUCAUGCUAACAACAGUUUCUAUUUUUGUUUUAAAUGAACCGCCUAAGCCUACCUCUAUGAUUGAUUUAUGGUCAAACAAAUUGUGAAGGUGUUGAUUGUGUUCAACAUUUGUUAAGAUUGUUUUUGGUAUUAUCCAAUGUUUAUGUAUCUUUAAGAUUGUAAGUCAUUGUUUAUGUUCAUUUAGCUUAUACUAUAAUUAUCUUAAAUAUUUAGAAUGUCAGAAUGUUAUUCGGCCCUGCCUUUGGGCUACUUUGACUUGUGAUUUUAAAAGAUUUUUUUGUUUGUCAUUUACUGGAAGGGUCUAUUCAGCUGUAAAGAAAACCUCCACAUUUAUAAAGAAUACAUACUUGUGUUGAUAUUGUGUUGAUAAAUCUUUUCAACAGUGAAUAUAUCAUAUUUGUGAGCAGAAAGUGAUCAUUAUAUCUAAAGUAAUUUUUGUGUUUCUAAAGAUAUACUGCAUUAUUUGUUUCAAUUGUUUAUAUUCUAUGCAAGUAACUUGUACUUUAACACUACUACUAUUAAAGACUGUCAAAUGUUGUUACUUUGAGGUCUCUAAUUAUAAAUAGCCAAUCAUUAUACAGAACUUGACUCUUUCAGUGUGGCGUUACUCUCAGGGAGUAAAUCGCUAGCGCUUGUGAAUGCCGCAUACUCUCAGCUAGUAACUUGACUUGGUAUAUAAUAAUUAUUUCACUCUCUUUUAAUGCUCAACUUUAAAUUACAAGACUCUCUUUUUUUUUUCUGGAUGUGACAGAGUGAUUGUUCUUUGUUUUGGUAGUAAAUCGGAUGCAGGACCAACAUUUUUUUUUAAAAAGACAACAUUGUGUUAGUGGUUUCUCUUUUUUAGUUUAUUUCACAGUACCAAACAAAUUUAAACAGCACUAUUUCUUAGUGUUUUUUAAAAAUCUUUUGUGAAAUCAUAAAAUUUAAAUAAUGGAUUUAUAAUUAAAAGGUUAAAUCUUCAACUACCAGGGUAUAACGAUGAUUUUUUUAAUGAAUUUUUAAAUAAAGUUCCUUUUCCUAUUUUCUUGAAAAAUUUUUUUACUUUUGUAGCCAAUUUCAAAAUAAAAUAAGUUUAAAUUAUAUGAUAAAAUUUAAAAGUUUUUACCCUGGGAAGACUCAAUUUUUUUUUAUCAAAAUAGUUUGCACUGAAAGAGUUAAAGAAAAAGAUCAUAUAAAUCAGAUGGUUUGUUGUUAACCAAAAUAAUGUUUGAAAAUAACUGAUAACAGCGAUUGAUACUUCAUAAUGGCAUGUCCCUUGUUAAAAACAGUACAUUGUGUGAUAACCUCACCUUCUAAGCAUCUUUUCACUUUGUUAAGUGCAUUUGCAAUGUAUCUUGCUAAUCAUUUUGAGGACCAGCAUAGUAGGCCUUCCAUUUCAUUGGAACAUUUUUUUAAAUCAAGAAGUGUAAUAAUGGUAGCAAACCCCUCAAAAUGUUAUGAAAUAUUGUAGCACAUAUUUUUAGAUAACAUAAUUAAUAACUAGACACCUUAAUCUAUAGAUUUUACCUUUUUUUUUUUUUUUGACUCAGAUAUGUUAGAAAUUGCUCACUGGAAGCAUUUUGGAGUACUUAUCCCCUCGUCAAUUUUUCUUAACAACCAUUGAUUAUUUAUGGUAACUAAGGCUUCUGUGCAUUCUAUUUGAAGCUACACUGUAAAAUAUGAAAGCUAACAGUCAAUUAGAAACUGGAUAAUCAGUGUUGCCAUUUUGGACCCUAAUUUCCAUUAUGGCUUAUUUUUUUUAUACUUUGGUCAACCUAAUUGUAAGGUCACUUUAAUUAUGUAGAAAAAAAUAUUCCUAAUGCAAAAUUCAGAAAAUCAGGCUCCCUGAGUGGUUUCCUACCUUAACUCUCUAUCAAUUUAUUGUAAGGCAUUUGUAAAUUAUGUGCACUGAAUUAAAAUCAAUCUUUUAAGUGAUCAGGAAACAUAUCAUGAUUAUCCCAUCUAACCACAGUUACAGUUUAUAAGACUAGUUUGUGUCUUUCUAUUCGUUAUCAGACAAGAUUGGUUUAUUUGUUUGAGAAUACUUUCAGUGAUGUAAAAUACUGUACAUAAACAUUUACACAUUUUCUUUCCUUCUAUUACUUUCACAUUUCUAUAUCCACAUUUCUUUCCUA